AUGGUUAACAAUACAAACAAAGAGAAAGGCGUAACACCCAGUGCACCCACUAACCCUAAUCAGUUUCCCCUUUCCCCUUUCCAAGUGCAUUCAGCAGCCAUUCACCCACCAUUGCCACCAAGCUCCAGAUUUGAGAAACCACCGAGCCACCCACAGCCAUCCACAGCAGCCGCGACCACCACCGCGUUCUGCUUCUACCUGAGCCCGCCUCCUCGUCGCCAAAAGUCGCCGACACCGCGUCUUCACUCGCCGCCGGCAGAGGUGUGCGUGCUCUGGGUCACAAAGGGUGUUGAACAGAACUUUGGAAAGGAGAUUAAGGAAAUGAUGAGUGGGCACUCGAAAGAGAAGGUUAUAGUUCAUGACACUGCUGUGCUUGGCAGGCCGAACGUGUCUGAGAUGAGUGUCAAUGCUGCCAACAACUUUGGUGCUCAAGUCGUCAUUGUCACAAGCAAUCCUCAAGGAAGCAGAGAUGUUGUCAAUGCAUGCAAAGCUAAUGGAAUUGCAGCCUUUGGUCCCAUUUGGGAUUCCUAGUUCUUCCAUCU
This is a messenger RNA of Arachis ipaensis, 542 nucleotides long. The record is from RefSeq and is a predicted model, not a curated record. NCBI's taxonomy places the organism in Eukaryota, Viridiplantae, Streptophyta, Magnoliopsida, Fabales, Fabaceae.